Molecule: messenger RNA, 543 nt
Organism: Paraglomus occultum
Lineage: Eukaryota; Fungi; Glomeromycota; Glomeromycetes; Paraglomerales; Paraglomeraceae
Source: the annotation of a GenBank genome assembly
AUGUCUAGCCCUGCUCAAACAUGGGCCAAAGUAGUUGAGCAGUCUUCUACUGCUCCUACAGAUAUAGAUAAUAAAAACCUACUGUUCGCCCGUUCAGAGUGUUCAGUUUCCCUUUCAAAAUAUCUUCCUGCUGUAAAGACUCCUGCCCCCUCAGGCAAAUACCCCAUCUUUUUCAACCUAGCUUCCACCCAAGCAUCUCAUGAAGAGAUUGCUGCUGUGCUGCCUCCGGGAAUCCUUGGGGUUCACUGGAGGGCAGAUAUGAACAUCCUGGAGGUGGAUGUCCAAACCCAGGAGGAACAGAGCAAACUCCUUGCCCAACCCCUCCAGAUUGUAAACCACACUGCUCUAACACCUCUCCCAUCCACAGCUGACUCACCUCAAUUUAUCCUCGUAAAGUUAGCUAAUGUACCUAUUGCUUCAGCAAUCACCUUGGAGACUGUGCUGUGCCGCCACUGGGAGCAGUUUGGUAAGGUCAAGGAAAUUGCUCUGCACCGUAUCCCUGGCAAGUCCUGGCUCACCCAUCGGUGGGACCUGAUCAUGGAA